CACACACACUAUCUCUCUCUCUCGCUCUCUCGCUCUCUCUCUCUCUCUCUCUCUCUCUCUCCCUUUGCUGCUCCCCUGUUUCCUGCUGUUUUUUCAUCCCUUCCUCAGAGCCAUCUCACUCCCGCUCCCAACCAGAAUCUACAAACCAGCUCUUCAAGGAAAUGGCUUCCAAACAGCAAAUUGGCUACAAGUGUCGCAUAGCUGGAGUGCUGCUUCUCCUCUUGGCUAGUAUUGCUGCCCUUGUUGCUGUUGCCGUCAUCCAGGACACCUGGAUGUCCAAAGAGUAUAGCCUAGAGUAUGGCAUAGUGAUAGACUCAGGUUCAUCACGUUCCAAUGUGUACCUGUACAAGUGGCCAGGGGAGAAGCAGAAUGAAACCGGAGUGGUGACUGAGAUAAUGAACUGUAAAGUUGCUGGUGAUGGCAUCUCAGAGAUGAAAGUUGACCCACAGAAAGAUGCCAAAUCAUGGAAGGGAUUCAAAGAAUGCAUGGACAACAUCACCAAAGCCAUUCCUACUAAAAAACAUGAAACCACACCUCUGUUUCUGGGAGCUACUGCUGGAAUGAGACUGCUACAUGAGAAGGAUGAACAGAGGUGCAAUGAAAUCCUGGCAAGUCUCACAGCAUACUUGAGAUCUUUGCCUUUCAACUUCCAUAAUGCUUCCAUCAUUACUGGUCAAGAAGAAGGGCUGUAUGGGUGGGUCACUGUCAACUACCUCAUGGGAAACUUCCUCGAGAAAAACCUUUGGAAUACCUAUGUACACCCAGAAGGGAAAAAUACUGUAGGGUCCAUGGACCUCGGUGGGGCGUCAACACAGAUCGCCUUCGCUGUCCAGGAUGAUCUCAGCGGGCCUGACUACUUGCAUGUCAAACUGUACGGUUACCCUUACAAUGUCUACACACACAGUUUCCUCUGCUAUGGCAAAAACGAGGCUUACAAAAGGGUUCUGGACAAAGUAGUUCAGGAAUCAUCUGACCCAACCUACAUUAUAAACCCCUGCUACCCUGAAGGUUUCAACACCACCCUCAAGGCCUCAUACAUUUAUGACACAGAGUGCACAAAAAAGCCUAACGGCUACAACCCACAUCAAGAACUCUUCUUGGUGGGAACAGCUGACCCAGACAAGUGCGGCAGCAUAGUGAAGUCCAUAUUUGAUUUCAAGACUUGUAACUCAUCCCAGUGUUCCCUCAACGGGGUCGAGCAGCCACCCGUCACUGGAGAUUUUAUGGCAUAUGCAGGAUUCUUCUUUACUUCUAGGGCGCUUGGGAUGAAUGGAACAUCAGAUCUGGAUCAAUUCAACGCCUCAAUUACGAAAUUCUGCAACACAAAUUGGACAGAACUAAGUGCAAAAAAGGCAUGGAUAGCUGAAAGAUAUCUUAAGACUUACUGUUUUGCAGCUCACUAUGUCUUCACUUUGCUGGCGGAUGGAUACAAGUUUGACAAAGAGACAUGGAAAAACAUUAACUUCGAAAGAGAGGCAAAGAACACCAGCAUAGGUUGGAGUUUGGGCUACAUGCUGAGUAUGUCCAACAUGAUCCCGUCUGAAGUGAAAUAUACCCCCCCCAUGACGGACCCCGUCUUUGCCGGCCUCGUCUUUCUAUUUUCAGCACUUACUAUCAUAACUGUUGUCUUUGUUUUCAUCAUCCUCAUUCGCACCUGCUAUUGAGAGUGUACAUUACAAAAGGAAUGAUCUGCCAUUGUAAGCCUUGGCGUCUACUGUUAUCCUGUAAGUAGAGGGACAGAGCUACAGCAGCAUGUGCCAAGGAUCUACUAUAGUUAAAGUUACUGAACUACUGAAAGUUACUAAUGAAUGCCUUUUAUUUCAAUUAUGAGUUUUUUAUGACAACUGAAGAGCCUCAAAAUGAAAACCUCAUUUUGUACCUCAGGGAAACUCGCGUAGAUUUAAAUAAUGGGAUGUUUUUAGUUUUACUCUUCCAAGCUCCACUAAAGGAAAAUAGUGUUGUUUUACAGACAAAAACAGGUGAUACAGCCUGAUGAUGAAAGAGCACCCAGAAAUGUCCAUGUGCUCCUUCUUGUCGCACAUUGUGUAAUCAAUGUGCAUUGAAAGCAUGAAAAAUAGAAGUACACACAACAAUACUCCACAUUUACGGAAUAAAAACCACCUUAAUAAAUAAUGUAUUGAGUGUG
Molecule: messenger RNA, 2146 nt
Organism: Sander lucioperca (pikeperch)
Lineage: Eukaryota; Metazoa; Chordata; Actinopteri; Perciformes; Percidae
Gene: entpd3
Product: ectonucleoside triphosphate diphosphohydrolase 3
Exons: 10
Coding region: 162-1664 (500 amino acids)
Biological process (GO): nucleoside diphosphate catabolic process
Cellular component (GO): plasma membrane
Molecular function (GO): UDP phosphatase activity; GDP phosphatase activity
Source: RefSeq, a predicted model, not a curated record